CGCACACCGACUGGUCAGCACCACACAUCCACGCCGAGGAUCUUCACAGAGCCGACGACUGGUAGGUGGAAGGAGGCCCAUGUCGGGCCUGAAUUAAGCAAAAUCCCUAAUUUUUUCCUCUGAAAAUCCCUAUCUCCUGAUUCCCCACCAUCGGAAACCUCGGUACCACUCGUUCUGGAUGAUUUGAUUCUCAAAUGUCAUCCCGUUCUACCUCUUCUUCGUCUUCCUCCGGCGACGACACUGCCGACCGGAAUUCCAAUCCCACACCCAUCGAACAACAUUUCGAAUCUCUGUCGUUGGCUGAACCUGUUGUAUUGGCGAGUAAUCAUCAGGAAACUGAGAAUGAGAUCACCAAUGGCACAUUGAAUCAAGAGACCAACGACGACGACAGCCGCCAAAUUGUGAGUCGGGAAGGUGAUGCUGAGGAGGUUGCGGGUAGCGUGGAGCAAGGAGGAGUUGAUAGUGGGGGAGUGGUGUGGGAGAGGGAGAAUUCGGAGGUGGAAAUGGAAGAAGGACUGCCGAGUCCCAGCAGCAGUGGAUACGCUGGUGAGAGGGGGAGUAGCAGUGCCACAAGCGCGUCCAGAAUGGACGAGAUGAGUGAUGUUUCUGGUGAGAUACAGGAAGUGAGGAAUGAUGGUUCCCUUGGUGGAGUGUCAGAUUUCCAGGGAUCGUGGAUCCCCGGAAAACGGCAUGUUGAUGAGCUAUGGAAAUGCUCAUGGGGUUUGGAAUGUGGCAUCGUCAUGACCUGAUAGUAGUAUCAGUAUAUAUCUUUUCAAGCUGCAGUUUGUGGAUAUAGAAUAACUUGGUUGUUAAGGGAUAAUGGAAGAACCUGAUGUUUGAACAAUUAUACUGUUUUAAUGUGAUUUUGAUAUGAUCACGGGGCCAUGUAUUUGGCU
Messenger RNA from Rubroshorea leprosula, 896 nucleotides. NCBI's taxonomy places the organism in Eukaryota, Viridiplantae, Streptophyta, Magnoliopsida, Malvales, Dipterocarpaceae. The record is from the annotation of a GenBank genome assembly.